ACAUGAGAGUGCAAAUGCACGUUUAGGACAAGGUCCGAUUGGCCUUUUCAUUUAUCUAAAGCAUAAUUUCCACGAGCGCAACGCUAACGCACGACAGAUGAAGGGUAUAUUCCGAUGACAGCGCGGUUAUCGCUUUUCGACCAGCCAUCAGAGUCUCCCUGGGCUGGAGAACGUUCUGCAGUACCCCCGCCGAUCCUGCACGAAAACCAGUACCCUGCCCAAGAUUCACCAUACCCCCCUCAAUCAGCAGCUGGGGUUGCGAACGCUCAGUCUCCUUUCCAACAGCCUCAGACUACUCCUUACGACAAUCCAAAUACAUAUCCUCCACAGCCGCAUCAGCAAGGAAAUCAAGCAGAGUUAUCACCAAAGAAUGAGAUAGGUACCCCUGCUACUGUUUCUACCGCAAACACUGGGUCUUCACAUGUUCUCAUUGAUCUCAAUGAGGCAUCGGAUACACAUACACAAACGAACCAGCAUACGGCAGCGUCCUCCGUGUAUUCCGACAUACCCGGGGGCCAACCACAUCCAUCACCCUCACAGAACAGUCAACUAGGCGCUGCGCCACCUCUUCCUGACCGGUCAAAUAUUGCACAGCCUAGUCAAUCGAGUUUCGGUACUCCAGUCUCCGAAACUGAAGCAAAGAGGCAGCAUGAACAGAGAUCUGAAACUUAUUCGAUCAGACAUGUCAACUGGACUGACGCCUCAGGAAAGCUUCGCGACUGCCCGAUUCUUGCUCAAAAUAAAAAUGGGCCAUGCCCAUUGCUAGCGCUGGUUAAUGCUCUCGUGCUGCGGUCAGGCCCCGAUGCCCAGCCUCCUAUAGUCAGGGCUCUACAAACACGAGAGCAGAUAUCUCUUGGUCUGUUAAUCGAAGCUUUGUUCGACGAGCUAACGACAUGCUUGGGGCCCGAUGAUGAGCUUCCAGACAUUGAAGCCCUGAGUAGAUUCUUGACUAUGCUCCACACGGGCAUGAAUGUCAAUCCACAACUCACACUGGAAUCUAGCGAUUCAGUAGGCACGUUCUUAGAAACUAGUGAUAUUAAGUUUUAUGGCACUUUCGGCGUCCCGCUGCUACACGGCUGGAUCGCUGAACCGUCUACGGAGGCCGAUGAAGCGUUGACUCGUGUGGCUCGGUUUUAUGAAGAUAUCCAACUUCUCCCCUUCCGCAAACAAGAACUUGAGGAUCGUGUAUUUCGAGGCGGGUCACUCACUCCAGAGGAAGAGCAGAGCAUGAAAGAUAUUCAAAUCAUUCAGCAUUUUACGGAGAUCGAGAAUGCCACCCAGCUCAGCACAUUCGGGAUACAACACUUGGCAGAAAAACUGGCGCCUGGGUCUCUAUCGAUUCUAUUUCGCAAUGACCACUUCUCUACCCUCUAUAAACACCCACAAAACCAUCAGCUUUUCACACUAGUCACGGAUGCUGGGUAUUCUCAUCGGGCGGAAAUCGUAUGGGAGUCUCUCGUUGAUGUCAAUGGAUCACAAUCCGGCUUCUUUGCGGGUGACUUUCGUCCUGUCAGCCAUACCUCAACCGGAGCCUCCGAUCCAUCCGGUCCAAGAACGUCCAGCAAUGCUAUGCAUUCUGGAGUCUCCUCAGCAGUCUCACAAGAGCAGCAGGGCAGGGCGUUGUCUCCACAGGAACAGGCUGAUGCAGAUUAUGCUUAUGCUUUGUCUCUUCAACUACAGGAGGAAGAGCAGCAAGCCAGUGGCCGGACUCCCCGUGACCGUAAUCAGCGGGCUUCCGUUCCAAACUACCCUCGAGGGCCCUCUGAGGGACCAGCCCCCGCUCGCCACCGCUCUACAGGACAUCGUCCAUCACAGCAACCUGAACGGCACUCGCCGUCUCAGAACGCCGAUGAUGUUCCACCGCCUUCUUAUGAGCAGGUAGCCAAUAAUGCGGCCUAUCAGUCACCUCCACGAAACUCCAAUAAUAGAGCUGCGCCUUAUGUAGCUCCAUAUCAGAGAGCGCAGUUCGGAAGACGACCACCAGGUGUGCCUAUAGCAAUUGGACCAUCGGAUCGCCCUAAAGACCGAAAUAAGGAUUGUAUAGUCAUGUGAACUCACCAGGAUUUCUACUCCGUACGCUACCGGUGCUGGUUUGACGAUAUACUUGAUGACGAAACGAAAUAAUACUGGUGUAUGGACCUAUGUACUUUAUAUAUAUAGACACGAAUCGGGAAGGGCGGUUGUAUCUUUUUCUGCAUUGUUCAGAAAGGCGAGAUAUUACUUGCCUGGUCGUGUUAGGGCAACAAGGCGCUUUUCCUUUUUGAUGGAGCGGGUUUACCGGCUAAUCGUAUAUGGUUGUGGCUU
Aspergillus pseudonomiae is the source of this 2304-nucleotide messenger RNA. RefSeq lists its product as uncharacterized. NCBI's taxonomy places the organism in Eukaryota, Fungi, Ascomycota, Eurotiomycetes, Eurotiales, Aspergillaceae. Gene Ontology annotation, molecular function: K48-linked deubiquitinase activity; cysteine-type carboxypeptidase activity; cysteine-type deubiquitinase activity. The coding region runs from base 115 to 2052 and encodes 645 amino acids. Gene Ontology annotation, cellular component: cytosol; cell periphery. Gene Ontology annotation, biological process: protein K48-linked deubiquitination. The transcript is spliced from 2 exons. The record is from RefSeq and is a predicted model, not a curated record.